Durusdinium trenchii is the source of this 900-nucleotide messenger RNA. Lineage: Eukaryota; Dinophyceae; Suessiales; Symbiodiniaceae. The record is from the annotation of a GenBank genome assembly.
AUGUCAUCGGACGGGUCAAAGGCGGUUGCUGUGGUUUGGAAUGGCCACAUUUGGAGCAGCUCGGAUGGUGGGACGUCCUGGACGGAGGACGUCUCUUUGGGUGUCCAAGAAUGGCGAGGCGUGGCGAUGUCUUCCAGUGGUUCGGAGAUGGCUGCGGUGGGCGACAACACAGGGAUUUGGCUCACUUCGAAUGGUGGCACCACCUGGUCUCAGGCCCAGACAGCUGCUUCCACAGGAAUGCUAACAAGUGUAGCAAUAUCUUCAGAUGGUUCAAAGAUUGCUGCUGUGGGCGAUGGUGGUGGGGUUUGGACGAGUGUGGAUAGUGGCGCAUCUUGGACGGAGCAGACCACACUUGGAGCUGGGCUGAGUUGGACAUCUGUUGCCAUGUCUUCUGAUGGAUCAAAGAUCGCUGCCGUGGCAAAUGCUAUCUGGGUGAGCUCAGAUGGUGGCACUUCUUGGGUAGAGGACACAAGCGUUGGCUCGACCAAGAAUUGGAAGGCUGUGGCCAUGUCUUCCGAUGGAUCCAAAAUGGCUGCCAUUGUCGGUGGGAGUGCGGGUAGUCCAUGGACAAGCUCCGAUGGUGGAAUCACUUGGCAGGAGGUCCCCUACUCACAAUCUUGGCAAGAUGUAGGUGUUUCUUCCGAUGGGUCCAAGUGGAAGGCUGGUCAUACUAAGGAUAACAGCCUUCUCCCAGGCACCUUUGCUACCACCACCACCACGGCUGCCACCACCAGUGGAGCUGUUGGAAGUUCUGUCGGGGCGGAGACGGGCUUGGAUUCCGUCACCCUUGCCAUCAUCAUCUCCACAGCAGCAGUUGUUGCGUGCUUGUGCUGCGUGGGCAUUGUCGUGCUGCGCCGCCGCUCGCAAGCUGGAGAUGACGUUCAACAAGCUGUCGUGUGA